Molecule: messenger RNA, 1991 nt
Organism: Aspergillus steynii IBT 23096
Lineage: Eukaryota; Fungi; Ascomycota; Eurotiomycetes; Eurotiales; Aspergillaceae
Exons: 14
Coding region: 1-1731 (576 amino acids)
Source: RefSeq, a predicted model, not a curated record
AUGGCUUCUCUUCUCAAAGGUGCAGCAAAGGAGACCACCAACAUCGUUCUCGACCUGAACAAGGAACCGCAGCAGGUCCUCCAUGUCUAUUCGUACAGUGAUCAGACCAGAGCCAUUGUGGAAAAGUCAUGCAUUGCUUUCAAGAACGUGGACAUGUCUACGACCAAGCUCUCCGACAUUCGAGAGCUCCUGGUCAGCGAGGGGGUCCUGGAGCCGACAUUGCUGUGGAGUGCCUUCUGCAACCAGCGCGGCGCCAAGAUUCUUGAUACCACAAGCUUCAAGGCAUACCUCGGUAUAUUGAGUGAGAAGUCAAGUGAGGUUGGAGACAUUGCCGAAGACAACGCCGACAGCUACAGGGUUUACCUCAAGUCGGAAAAAAUCUUUGAUUAUGAUCAUCUCCGAGCUGCCCUCAGUCGAGAUGCCAAAGUAUCAGUUGAUAAGAAAGUCCUCGAGCUGCCGUCGGCUUCCCAGCCGAAGGCCCCAGAGCUUCCCAGCAGCUUCAGCCACAAUAUCUUCCUCAACCCGAACACAACCUUCAGCAUUGUUCAUGCUGCGGACAUGUCGGAGACACAAUGGAGUGUCGUCCUUCGCAACAACUCUCUCCUGAAUGCUUACCGAGUGGUUGACGCAGGAGGAAAGAUUGGAAAGAUCGUGGAGCGCUCAAUGCAUACCGCCUUUGCCCUCAAACCGCGCCUGUUCCAGAACUACCAGAUCUCUGCCAAUGCGGCCUCCGACUCUAUUGCAAAGCAGAAGCAAACGCUGCGCAUCCCUCGAUUCCGCGUCGAAGACGAUUCGUACGUUGAGCAGUUCGAGAAAACGAAGUUUGUCUCUCGAGCCAUUGCUCAGAGCUCCCUAUCCCAGCUUGCAGCGGAGUUGGCUGUUGAAGGGGGUGCUUUCGGAUGUAGCGCCAGUCUGUCCGCUAGCUACGGUGAAGAUAAUUCUUCUUCAUCCUCGUCGAGCUCGAGUGAAGACACUCGUGUCAUGACUAUUACCUACAAUUUCCCACGAGCUGUCAUCGAUUUUGACCGCUACAGUCUUGACCUCUCCGAGGAGUGUCAGCUCGACCUGGCCUCUGUCGACUCAGUCUCCGCCAUCGAUGAAUUCAAAGACAAAUACGGCCGCUUCUUCCCCACCCGCAUCGAACUGGGUGGAAGACUUCAUUCCUCAGAAGAAUCCACCUCCUCGACUACUGCUGGCAAAGCCGAUCAGGCCAAGUCCAUGCGAGCGGCUGCGGCGCUCUCGUUCUCGUCGCCCUAUGUGCAGGCCUCGGCGAAGGUCAACUAUGCUCAAUCGUCCGACUCCAGCUCACAGAACGCCGGAGCCUCCUCCAGCAAGUCUAAGUUCUACAUCAAUGUUGAGACCACCAACACCAAUGAAGACCACCAGCUCAAAUACAAAUACCCCUACCGCAUCUACAACAAAACCAACACCGGCGAUGGACAGACCAGCUGGUUGAGCAUCAGCCCCGUCCUGCAGGGCUUCUUGAACACCUCCAUGAUUUGGUCCGGCAAGCUUGAAAACGCCACGACAUUCCAGUUCGUCUACUCGCCUGCCGGCAAACACUCCCCGUACGUCCAGAAUGGCGAUGAGGUUUACAUUGCCAUGUUCGACCAAGACGGGAAGGAGAUUGCUUGGGCGGAGCGCAUCCUGAACCCCCCGGAUUGUGUGGGUAUGGAUUGGGACAUCAAGACGAAUCCUGAUCAUUACUCCUUCAAGGUCCAAUAUAUUUGAGGGGGGUGAUUAAUCGUUUGAGAAAGUAUUUGAGGCAAAGAGUGAGGUGGUUGGUGGUCUGUGUUCUAGUGUUGGCAGGUUCACUUUGUUCUUUGGUGGAACAAACUGCUCCUUUAAAAAGGUGUUCAGUCAGAGACUUGGAUAGGUUUUUGGCUUUACGGAGCGCCGCCAUUCGCGGUUCACUUUGCGUCAGCUGCUGGAAACAAGCACCCUACCGGGUGCUUGGGAAAGAGGCUUGGACUAUUAGUCUCUUGUUGCUU